Messenger RNA from Amborella trichopoda, 4032 nucleotides. Lineage: Eukaryota; Viridiplantae; Streptophyta; Magnoliopsida; Amborellales; Amborellaceae. The record is from RefSeq and is a predicted model, not a curated record.
CUCAGAUUUUAGAGAGAGAAAGUAGAGAGAAUGUGCGUCUGUGUGAUUGCGGUUAAUUAAUUGUUUUGCAGAAAAGUAGGGAGUUUGUAUUGUGUUAUCAGUAGAGAGAGAGAGGGAGGGCGACCCCAAAGAAACGGAAGCCGAGUAGUGAGAGAAAGUGCGAAAGAGAGAGAAUCUGCGUGUUGGGGCAGAGAGAGAAUCUAGAAACUGAAGUUGGUUUUUUUAUUUUCUCUCUCUACAUCAACAGGGGCCAGAAAAGGAUGAAUUGAGGCACUGCAGAAGCAGGUUUGGAAGAGUGAGCCUAGAGAGAGAAAGAGAGUUAGAGAGAGAGAGAGAGAGAGUUUUAGAGGGACCGAAUGUUGACAAAUCUCAUGUCACUGUUUUAACUCUCGCCUAGGAUCUCUCGGUCCCCUUGCAGAGUGGCCCAGCAGAGAUCAUCAGCACACCAUAAUCCCUAUCCCCGCAGCCCAAAUCAUCUGAAACCCAUCACAUACCUUUUUGUUUUUCCUUAUUUUAAUUCAUUUUAUUGUUAUUUUUCAUUGUUGUUGGUCUUCUUUCUCUUCAUGGCAAUGCUUGUUGGACUGGUUGUGAAACCCAUCUCCUUAUUGUUUUUUUUGGGGAUUUGUAUGGGUGAGAGAAUGGAUUUGUGUUUUGCUUCAUCUGAGAUUGAAUGGACAGUCAAUGUAUUGUGAAUUCUUCUUGGGUCAUUUUUUUCCCCUUGAAAUUUUGCUUUUCUUUUCAUGAAAAUUUGCCAUGGAGAAGAUUUAGCAAAGGAUGAGCAACACAAGAGAAGGUGGUCAUAAGUAUCUUCUUCCAGGUCCUUUGAAGACUAUAUUUGUUCUCAUUUCUAUUGCCAUUGCAAACUCGGUAGGCAUGGGUGCUAAAGUACAAUUCAAAAGCUACGCGCCACUGUAUUACUCAAUGAAGGAUCUGAAUGAAGAUGCUAAGAGUGAUGCUUGGUCACAUAUUUAUGAAGACAAAAUGUUAAGGGGAGGGCAUUAUUAUAAUGGUUUCAGGCCUGUACAUAUGGAUGGACAUCUGGAGUAUGACAAAGAAAUACUUAAGCAGACAAUGCUUAAGCAUGAAGCCGUAUUCAGGAAUCAGGUCCACGAACUGCACCGCCUCUACAGAGUACAAAAAGAGUUGAUGGAAGACCUUAAGAUAAAAGAAAACAAUAAAAAUUCUUUACAGAUGGGAGGUCCCCAAGCAAACCCAUUAUUCUUUCAAAUGGCAUCAGAGGGGAGAGAAAAAACAAUUAAAACACCAAUCAUUGGCAUGGGUAUGGCACACGCAAGUUCUUUUAGUGGAUCAUCUAUACCAGGUACUAACAAUCUUCCAUCUUCUGUGAAAUUUUUGAUGGAGAGUAGCACAGAGGUGGUAUCAAAGCAUGUCCAUAAUGAAGGGAUGGUGAAAAAUAAUGCAUGGUUGAAAGCCACAAAGCCGAGAAGAACUUUUGAUCUCUGUCUUCCAGCUGAUGAGUAUAUAGACAUAGACGACCAAGAAAAUGUAAAGGAAGAAAAUAUAGGUGGCGCAUCUUUUAAUGCUUAUUCUGGAACUGGGUCUUCCCUUAAAGAUCGUGGGAUGCAUCUUGAGAGUGAGGUGAAGCUUACACUUGGCAGUGGAAAACCAAGUUGUAAAGAAGAUGGUUUGAAACUUGAUAGCCUUGCAUAUUCCAAUCCAUACAUUCAGAACUUGAUCCAAUUAAAUGGACCCAAAGAAGGCUUAUGCAAUAAGGAUGCAACUGGUUUGGCUUCGGUUGGUAUUUUGGGUCCAUUGAUCCAGGGUGAAGAUACUUCUAAGACACAAUAUUCCUUGCAACCAGUUACUGGUCUUCCAGGACCUUCGAGGGAGUUUUUCUCUUACAGUCAGAGAGACAAUGAUCCUAAGACUCACGGGAAUCACACUGAACCAGGGGCAAGCAGAAGGGAGUGGCCAGCUUUUAAUCUUGAACCUGUGCACUGCAGAAGCAAUGGGACUCCAUUUCCCAAUGGAUUUAAUCAUUCUAAUUUCCCCGUGGCUUAUGAGCAUCCACCAUAUUUAUUGAAAAAUGGUUUCGAGCUCCCUUCAUUUCCAUUGCCUGAUCAGACGCAAAAUGAAAUAUGGUUCAGAGAGAGAGCUGGCUAUGGAAUCCGAGUCCCUGAAACAAAUUCUGGUCUAAAUAAGCCCCCCUGUGCAGGAGCUGUAUCUUCUUUCCCAUCAUUACCAGGUUCUGUGACACUUAAAUUUCAACCUGUUGAUCCCAAUAGUGGGUCUUCCUCAACAUUUAACAACUUGAAUCAUGUCCCAUUUUUGAGUCCAUAUAAAGGUUCUGAGAUAUCCAAAAGUUCUGAAUAUACAGAGGAGAGGUGGCAUCCAAAUAGUAGUUCAGGGGUCUGCCAGAGCUCCAAUUGUAAAUCUUCCAACCAGAAAGGACAUGCCCAUGUAUUGGAGUUUGACCUCAAUGCAUCCUCGUCUGAAGCCAAUUUGUUCCUUUCUGAGAAGCCAAAUGUUUCUAAUGGUGAAUGCGAGGCCUACAAGAGUCACGAAGACAAGGGCCCCAAAAAACGUUUUAAGGGCUUUGACUUAACGCUGAUGCCUUCUGAUGAUUCUGAAGGGGAAACUGGACUCCAAUCAGAUAAUGGAGAGAGAAAGCCUGAUAGAGAGAGAAAGCAAUUAGAUACAACUGGGUCAAGCACUAUAGAAACUCAUUUGGUAUUUAAGAAUGCAACGGUUCCAUCGGUUAUUACCCAAGAUUCAGAAAUGGGUGAUCUUUCCAACACCCUAUUGGAUAUCUUGCCAUCUGAUUCUGUUCCAGCAAACUGCAAGAACAUUAAUGUUAAGGAACAUGAAAUUGUUGAGAUUAUACCAAGAGGUGUUUCAAUUUGUUGCGUGGUUCCUCAUUUUGAAGAGAAGUCUUUGGUGAAUGUGAGAGAAAGAGGUACAGGUCUAGUGAGAGAAGGGAAGCUCUAUGAAGGUUUAUAUGAGAAAAAAACUCCUCGAAAAAAUGAAGGAAUGUUAGCAGAUGAGGGAGGGGGAGCUGGAAAAAAUCAUAUAGCCGCAUGUAUUAAUGAGAGAGAAUCAGGUCUCAGUGAGGGAGAACUGGGCCUUGCAAAUCACGAGGCACAAGAAGAAAUAGUCUCCAAAGAAGGGAGCAUCAUGUCAGUGGCUGAAGCUCUCAUCCUCUUGUCAGUGGACCAACACCAACCAGAUUGUGGCACCGGUCAUGAGCCUACACCUGCCACUUGGCAGCCCCUCGAUUGCCUUGCUGAGGCUGCCUGUGAAUCGCAGCUGCCAGAUGAGGCAGUGGCCGCAAGGUGCGAGAGUGAAGAAAAUGGCAUUGAUUUCUUUGAGUCCAUGACGCUCAUGCUUACUGAGACAAACUUCGAGGAAGAAGAUUGGUUCAAAUAUAAAAGGGUAGAGGCUGAGGCAGGCCCUGGCCCGGGCUCUAAUGGACCUGAGAUGGGUUCAUCAGGGCCCACGAGAGGAAGGCGGAGGCGACGUCGAGAUUUUCAAAGAGAGAUAUUACCCGGCUUGGCAUCGCUGGCUAGGCAUGAGGUCACAGAGGACAUGCAAAUAAUUGGUGGGCUUAUUCGGGCCUCGGGUUGCUCAUGGCCCAUGGGCCCAGCGAGAAGGGGCACACGUGCUCGCCGCACAAGUUGCACUUUUCCCAUUAAUGAUGCGGGCUUGGCCCUUGUUGGCACCAUGGGCCUUGGAGGUGGACCUAGGGAUAAGGUGGACCUUGGAGGCGAGCUGGAGAGUGAGGUGGGGCAAUUGCAGGGGAUUUCGUGGGGAAAGACGACGAGGAGGAGGCGUAGAGUGCAGAGAUUUUCGGGGACGGUUUUGGCCCCGAGCCUUUCCUUUAAGGCAAGUGAGAAUAUGUGCUGAGAGAGAGAGAGAGAGAGGGAGCUCAUGGGGCCUGGUGGUUUUUUAGUGUUAUAGAUGAUGCCUUUGUAAAUGUCAAUGUGCGGGCCCAAAUGGGUGUCCGACUAUCUGUGAGUUAACAAUUUGUAUAAUUAAUUCCAUAAUAAUGGUGAUUAUUGUUUUGUGUGAGUA